UCCCCAGGCCUCUAAGUCUUGUGCAUGAAAAAGAAAUUGAUUUCACUCAAGAAAAACUGAUUUUAAAUGGAAAAUCAGUUGGUGGAGAUGCAGGGGAUCGAACCCUGUACCUCUCGCAUGCAAAGCGAGCGCUCUACCAUUUGAGCUACAUCCCCAUGUUUGGAUCAUUGGCAAAAAAUAUUUUUAUUAAAGACAAUCUUAAGAGUCCGCCUCAACAUUAACUCCCCUCUCUCCUCCAUCGUUGAACGCGAGACUGCUUCCUAUGGUUCUAUCCACAAUAGCAGAGACUUGCUACCAGCAGAACGUAGUGAAUUUCCCGCCAUCACAGUUGAAAUGUCUGUUCCUUUCUUCAACCUCGCUCCUAAUUUGACAGUUUCAAGGCUUUGCUUAGGAACAAUGACAUUUGGUGAGCAAAACUCGUUGCCUCAAUCCUUUCGCCUUCUCGAUGAAGUCUUCCAUGCCGGAAUCAACUUCUUCGAUUCAGCAGAAAUGUAUCCAGUGCCUCAACGUGCUGAGACUCAGGGGAGGAGCGAGGAGUACCUUGGCCGUUGGAUUAGAGAAAGGAAGAUUCCACGGGACCGGGUUGUCUUAGCAACCAAGGUUACUGGACCGUCAGGACAAAUGAUUUGGAUCCGAGGCGGACCUAAGCGUUUGGAUGCCAAGAAUAUUACUGAGGCCAUUGACAAUAGUUUGCAACGAAUGCAAAUGGACUACAUUGAUCUCUAUCAAAUUCACUGGCCUGAUCGCUAUGUUCCAAUGUUUGGAGAAACAGAAUAUCAUCCUACCCAACAGUUCUGUUCAAUCAGUAUAGAGGAACAACUUGAUGCGCUUGGCCGAGCUGUUGAUGCUGGCAAGGUCAGAUACAUUGGACUUAGUAAUGAAACACCAUAUGGUAUCAUGAAGUUCCUUCAGCUUGCUGAAAGGGCAGCUUGGUAUCCGAAAAUAGUUUCUGUGCAGAACUCGUACAGCUUGCUCUGCCGGACUUUUGAUUCUGCACUAGCUGAGUGCUGUCAUCAUGAGGGGAUCAGUUUAUUGGCAUACAGCCCCCUUGCAAUGGGCAUACUUUCUGGGAAGUAUUUUGCACCUAAUGGAGGUCCAGUAAAUGCCCGGUUAAAUCUUUUCAAAGGAAGAUAUUCAGAAGGGGAAUCAAGAUACAACCUAUCAAAUAACAUGGUAAAAGCAGCUACUAUGGGAUACCUUGAUAUUGCAAGAAAACAUGGUCUUCAUCCUGUAUCUCUUGCAAUUGCUUUUGUUUUGAGACACCCUCUUGUUGCAAGCACUAUAUUUGGAGCUACCAGGUCAUGGCAGCUCCGGGAGACUCUCAAUGGUUGCAAGGUUGAGCUGACACCAGAAAUAAUUGAGGAUAUCAACAAUGUUCAUGCAAGGUUCCCUAAUCCAUGUCCGUGAUAAAUUUCUGUGCCUGUUCUAUAAAGUAUCUGCUCAGCAUUUUCUUGAAUAUAGCAUUUUAGAUCUAACCAUGAAACCAUAACAAAUUCCUCAAAGGACGCCCUCAUUUCUUUUUUUUUGGAAAUCAAAGGAUGCUCAUGUUGAUACUGUAGUAGACAACAUAAACAGCUUCCAGCAUGUUGCUGCAUCUUUUUUUUUUUUUUUUGAAUUAUUGUUUGUGUGCCGUGUUCAAUAUACUUGGGAUUGAAGUUGAUUCAGAUUUAGGGGCUACCAUUGAAAUUGACAAAAUUCAAGAAAUUUCAGAAUUUGUACUGAGAUUAACAAUGA
Molecule: messenger RNA, 1734 nt
Organism: Hevea brasiliensis (rubber tree)
Lineage: Eukaryota; Viridiplantae; Streptophyta; Magnoliopsida; Malpighiales; Euphorbiaceae
Exons: 12
Coding region: 334-1407 (357 amino acids)
Molecular function (GO): oxidoreductase activity
Source: RefSeq, a predicted model, not a curated record